AUGGGCGCCAUGGCACGCGCAAUCAAGGCGAAAUGGAUCGCUGAGCCGCUGCCACCUCCAGGCAGCUUCAAGAACCAGACGAUACUCGUGACAGGAGGAACGUCUGGUCUUGGUCUGGCCUUCGCCGUCCAUGUCUUGAACCUCGGUGCGAAGGAGGUCAUUAUUACCGCACGUAACUUACCGCGUGGAGAAGAUGCAAAGAAGAAGAUCGAGGCCGAGACACGGACAUCGGGCAAGGUUACGGUUAUGACGCUGGUGAUGGACGACUACUCGUCCAUUGUGUCGUUCGCAGAGCAACUCAAGGGGAAGUAUUCGAACAACGGAGGUCUUGAUUUCAUUGUGUUGAACGCCGGUAUUACGAAUCCAGCGUUCGUGAAGAGUCGUGCAGGCUGGGAAGAGUCGAUCCAGAUCAACGCUAUCAGCACGGUCCUCCUCGCGAUCCUCCUGCUGCCCUGGAUGAAGAAGCUCGCCGGCCAGCGACAGACACCAGCACACAUGACCUUCGUCGGCUCCGGGCAGCACACCGACCCGAAUGUCCAGGAGUGGCUCCCCUAUUUCGACAAGGAAGGCGGCGUAUUGGCACACUUCAACAAGCCGGAGAACUGGCCGACCUAUAAUAUUAACGCCAUGUAUGGCAUCACCAAGUUGAUUCUCAUGUAUGCCACCUACGAGUUGUGUAAAUUGGCUCUAGGGCCCGAUGGACAACCUCAAGUUAUUAUCAAUACUGUCUGCCCAGGAUUAGUGUCCACGAAUCUGUCCCAUUCGAUGGAGGCUCAUUCUUUGGCCUUGAGGGUGAUUGCGCCAAUAUUCAAGGCCGUCUUGUCAAAGUCUCCCGACUCAGGGGCUAGGGUCUACUUGGCAGCCGGACUUACUGGAAAGGAAGGACAUGGAAAGUUCAUAAGGUUCUACCUCACAGACGAGGAAUACAACGCGAGAGCCGCACCCGUGUUCACGAGCGACGCAGGCCGGAAGGUACAGAGCCUGGUCUGGAAGGAGCUAGUCGGUAUACUUGGAGCACAAGUACCUGAAAUAAAGCCGAUCAUCGCGUCACUAACAGGGUAA
Phaeoacremonium minimum UCRPA7 is the source of this 1062-nucleotide messenger RNA. Its product is annotated as putative short-chain dehydrogenase reductase protein. The transcript is spliced from 5 exons. The record is from RefSeq and is a predicted model, not a curated record. NCBI's taxonomy places the organism in Eukaryota, Fungi, Ascomycota, Sordariomycetes, Togniniales, Togniniaceae. Bases 1 to 1062 code for a protein of 353 amino acids.